This is a messenger RNA of Impatiens glandulifera, 1132 nucleotides long. RefSeq names its product F-box protein SKP2B-like. The transcript is spliced from 4 exons. Lineage: Eukaryota; Viridiplantae; Streptophyta; Magnoliopsida; Ericales; Balsaminaceae. Gene Ontology annotation, biological process: SCF-dependent proteasomal ubiquitin-dependent protein catabolic process. Gene Ontology annotation, molecular function: protein binding. Bases 18 to 1115 code for a protein of 365 amino acids. Gene Ontology annotation, cellular component: SCF ubiquitin ligase complex. The record is from RefSeq and is a predicted model, not a curated record.
UUUUGUGUGACAGUAAAAUGGUAGGAAGAGAAGGAUUGAGUACUGAAGACUUGAAGUUGUGUUUUGAGAAGAUGAUGAUAUCUGUUGUGGCCGGAAAUGGAAUUGGAUGUCCGAUCGGAAUUAGACAGAUUCAUCUCACUGGAUGGAGUGAUCUUCCAAUGGAACUGUUACUUCGAAUCGUUUCUCUUCUAGAUGAUCGAACGGUGAUUGUUGCUUCGGGAGUAUGUUGUGGAUGGAGAGAUGGAAUUAGCAGGGGACUUACUCAUCUCUCAUUAUCAUGGUGUAAGAACAAUAUGAAUGGUCUGGUUAUGUCUCUUGUUCCGAAGUUUACACAACUGCAGAGACUAAUUCUUCGCCAGAACAAACCACAGCUUGAAGAUAAUGCAGUCAAGACUAUUGCCAACUGCUGCUACGACUUACAGGAACUAGAUCUUAGCAAGAGUUUCAAGCUUACUGAUCAGUCUUUGUACUCGUUAGCAGAUGGUUGUCCAAAUCUGUUAAGGCUUAAUAUCAGUGGAUGUUCAUCUUUUGGUGAUAAAGCUUUGAUAUACCUGGCUCAGUUUUGUAGAAAAUUAAAAUAUUUGAAUCUCUGUGGAUGUGUUAACGCUGCAUCUGAUAACGUGUUGCAGGCUAUUGGAUAUUACUGCAAUGAACUGCAAUCUGUGAAUUUAGGAUGGUGUGAGAAGGUUGGUGAUGCUGGAGUGAGUUGUUUAGCUCAUGGAUGUCCUAAUCUGCAAGCUCUUGAUCUGUGUGGCUGUAUCCUAAUUACAGAUAUAAGUGUGAUUGAUCUAGCAAAUAACUGUCCUAGUUUAAAGUCACUUGGGCUCUACUACUGUCACAACAUCACGGAUAAAGCAAUGUACUCCCUUGCUCACAGCCAAAUGAAUCGCAAAACACGAAAAUGGGUGAAAGACGAAGAACAAGAAGAAGAAGGGCUCGUGAAUUUGAACAUAAGCCAAUGCACAGCCUUAACACCCAAAGCGGUCCAAGCUGUAUGCGACUCAAAUCCUGCAUUGCACACGUGCCCGGGAAGGCAUUCUCUCAAAAUCAGCGGCUGUCUCAACUUGAUGUCCGUUUAUUGCACUUGUGUUGUCCAAUCGCAUCGAUAUGGCUAAUUUCUAUAUACCCCUUC